Molecule: messenger RNA, 1470 nt
Organism: Solanum verrucosum
Lineage: Eukaryota; Viridiplantae; Streptophyta; Magnoliopsida; Solanales; Solanaceae
Product: stemmadenine O-acetyltransferase-like
Exons: 2
Coding region: 1-1470 (489 amino acids)
Source: RefSeq, a predicted model, not a curated record
AUGGUUAUGAUUACUGCUACUACUAGUGUUGAAGUUGUGUCUAGGGAGACAAUUAAACCAUUAUGUCCAACACCAAAUCACCUUAGAAACUAUAUUCUAUCUUCUAUUGAUCAAAAUUCUCCUCCCAUUUACAUCCCUGUGCUACUUUUCUACCUUAAUAAUACAACUAUUAACACUAAUGAAAAGUUAUUUAUGUUGAAGAAAUCAUUAGGUGAGUGCCUAAGUGAGUACUAUCCAUUGGCUGGCACAUUUAGAGAUGACUAUUCUGUUGUUGAAUGCAAUGAUGAUGGGGCAGAGUUCAUUGAAGCUAGAGUUAAUUGUGAUAUUUCACAAAUCAUUGGAACUUCAAAUGUGAAGUUGUUGAACCAGUUGUUGCCAUUUGAAUCCACUGGCAAUUGGAGUAAGCUCAAGGGGAAAACAUAUGAGAGGGAAGUGCUUGUUGCUGCUCAAGCCAAUUUAUUCAGGUGUGAUGGUUUGGCUAUUGGUGUGUGCAUUUCUCAUAAAAUUGCUGAUGGCACUUCAGUAGUUGCUUUCUUGAAUUCAUGGGCUUCCAAAUCUUUAAAUAACUAUCAUGGUUAUAAUGCUAAUAUUGUCCCUCCUCCUAUCUUUGAUUCAGCAAGAAAUUUCCCUCCUAGAGAAAUGCCCCGUUAUUCUCAUGACAUUGGGAUAACUAACAAAACAAUCGUUACAAAAAGAUUUAUUUUCGAUUCAUCAUCUAUACUAGCCCUGAAAAAACAAGCAUCAACCACGAUUAUUGAUUCAUCAGAUGAAAAUAUCAAGUUUCCAACUCGAGUCCAAGCCGUUUCAUCUCUCAUAUGGAGUCGCGUCCUUGCCCUUUAUAGAUCAAAGCCAACAUACGCGAAAAUUUGUGUAGCAGUUCAUGCAGUGAACAUAAGGCCAAGGAUGGAACCACUAGUCCCUAAUCACACAUUUGGAAAUUAUUGGACAGUUGCUAUAGCCCCUGCAGUGGUAAAAACAGAGCAAAAUGCAGGGGAAAUAAGUAGUGACAUAACAAUAUUGGUUGAAAAAAUGAACAAAUCAAUUAGGAAUAUCAAUGCAGGUUGUGUGAAAAAUAUGAACGUUGUUGCUGCACCCGUGUCAAAUUCUCUAAAAAUGCAUAGCUUUUCAAAGACCGGACACACACGUGACAGUAAUUUUGAAGAGUCUGAACAACAUAGGUCGAGAUUGAAUGAUAAUUCAGUUGAAAAAACCGUGAAAGCUUUUUCAAAGGGGGAUUUAGAAGUGUGCAAUUUUACAAGUUGGUGUAGAUUCCCAGUGUAUGAAGUGGAUUUUGGAUGGGGGAAACCUGAAUGGGUUUGUAGUCCAAUUAAAUCUUUCAAGAAUUUGGUGAUAUUAAUGGGAACUAAAGAUGGAGAUGGCAUUGAGGCAUCAGUUAAUUUGUUGGAAGAGGACAUGCCCCUUUUUGAAAAUGAUCCACAGAUUCUUGCUUUUGCUAAUUAUUGCCCAUGA